Molecule: messenger RNA, 811 nt
Organism: Paramecium sonneborni
Lineage: Eukaryota; Ciliophora; Oligohymenophorea; Peniculida; Parameciidae
Source: the annotation of a GenBank genome assembly
AUGUAAACUCAUUCAAAAUAAGUGGUUGCACUAAUUAAUCAAUUACCUAAAAGAGAUGAACUUAGAUUCUUAGAAAAAUAACCCGGAAACAAAAAGGUUAUAACUGAAACUAACAAAGUAUUUAUCUCAGUAAUUAAUGGAUUACGAUCUUUGGUUGGAGAUGUUUAAAUAAAUUCAACAACUAUUCCAUUUAAAGUAUUUUCUCUUAAGUAUCUAGCAAAUAGAAGAAACAUUGGAUUAGUUUUUGGAAAAUGCAGCUAUUCAAUUUGAUAAAAUGAAUAAAUUAAAUAUAGCUCCAAAAUAACCUCAAGUUUAAAAAUCAAACUAGCUUAAACCCAAAGAUAUAUAUGGAUUUGCUGAUGUAAUUUAGCUAAAUAAAUUACCAUUUAUUCCUGUUUUAAAAUGCAAAUAAUAUGCAUAAACAGAAUUAGAUUAAAAAAUAAUAGAAGCUUAAAAUAACCCAUUUACAUUUUUCGAAAAAAAUGGAAUUGANAUCAAUAUAAGGCUUAAUGAUUUUGUUAUUUAAAAAGAAGAAUUUUAUAGAAACAUACUCAGUUUAUUUUAUCCCUAAAAAAAUCUCUUGUAUAAUAUAAUUGUUGAUAUUUUUUAGAGUCAUUUAGAUUUAAAUGUGAUUAUAUAUCAUUCUAAUUACUUAACCUAUUUUCUAAAAAAGAUAAUGAAAAUUUCUUAUCUUUGGUUAGGUGAGGAGAUUAGUAUUUUUAUUAUAGAUUUUAUUGAAUAAUUUUAAGAAUUGGCAUAAAAAUAAUAUACAAUUAACAUCCAUUUUUAACAAUAAUUAAUAAGUUUGUGA